This is a messenger RNA of Periophthalmus magnuspinnatus, 1641 nucleotides long. Its product is annotated as polycomb group RING finger protein 5-A-like. Gene Ontology annotation, biological process: regulation of transcription by RNA polymerase II. Gene Ontology annotation, cellular component: PRC1 complex. NCBI's taxonomy places the organism in Eukaryota, Metazoa, Chordata, Actinopteri, Gobiiformes, Gobiidae. The transcript is spliced from 9 exons. The record is from RefSeq and is a predicted model, not a curated record. Bases 613 to 1371 code for a protein of 252 amino acids.
CCUGGCUGCUAAUGCUGCUGCUGCUGCUGCUCCCGCCCACCGCAGAGAGCUGUGUGCCGCCGCCGCCGCUGGGAGGACUGGGCAGCGCGAGCCCGACCAGUUCCGCCUUCCUUCCUGCCUUCAGCCCUUCGCCUCGGCCGGACUAGAGCUGACGAGGACCGCGGCUCGGCGUCAUGGAGCACGGAGCGGAGCUGGAGUAACUUCUGUUUGGAGGUCCAGCGGUCAUGACCACGACAGGGCAGCGGACACCGAGGAGGAUUUACAAUGAAUAAUAACAAGAGGAUGUUAGUUUGAAUUUUUUUGGAGAUUUGGACCAUUUGUGAAGGAUGACUUGUGCAUGUAUCGGUCUCACCAUAUUCCUACCUGGAUUCUAUUUGGGAAUGUUCCAGAUACUGCACUGAAUUCACUUGGGAAUCAUCAAAAUGGAGAAGGACUUCACACAGUAGCUUCCUCUCCCUCUUCUCCACAUGUUUUUGCACUCACCACUGAGACCUUAAAGCUUCCACAUAACCCCAUGGACCUGCUCGUAGGUCUAAUAGCUCUGUCUUAACUUCCAUACAUGGACUAAUCUAUCUAUCAAUAGAAUCUUUUAAGAAUAAAGGAACUACAAACAUGUCCGCCGCCGCGAGAAGGCACCUGGUCCGGGACUUUAACCACUUCAUCACCUGUUAUCUGUGCCGUGGAUACCUGAUCAAACCCACCACAGUCACCGAGUGCCUGCACACAUUCUGCAAGAGCUGUAUCGUGCAGCACUUUGAGGAGAGCAACGACUGCCCCAAGUGUGGCAUCCAGGUUCAUGAGACCAACCCUCUGGAGAUGCUGAGGCUGGACAAUACUCUGGAGGAGAUCAUUUUCAAGCUGGUGCCCGGGCUCAGAGAGAAGGAGGAGCAACAGGAGCUCGAGUUCUGGAAGAAGAAUCAGCCCUUGGAGAACGGACAAGCAGACAGUAUGAAGCAUCCGAAAGCAUCAGAGGGAGGAGAGGAGCCUGAAGGAGGAGGCGGAGGAGGGGACGGGGGAGGGGACGGAGGAGGAGCAGAGGAGCAGGGCCAGGACUACCACAGGAGUGACCCACAGAUCGCCAUCUGUCUGGACUGUCUGCACAACGCGGGACAGAGCCAGGACACCUCUGUAACGGACCUGAUGAAGAGGUUCAUCCGCUGCUCCAGCAGAGUCACCGUGGGAACCAUCAAGAAGUUCCUCAGCCUCAAACUCAAGCUGCCCAGCUCCUACGAGUUGGACGUGCUGUGUAACGGCGAGAUCAUGGGCCGUGACCACACUCUGGAGUUUAUCUACAUGACCCGCUGGAGGCUGCAUGGAGAAAACACAUAUCCCAUGGUCCUUGAGUAUAGACCUCGCAUAGACUUUGGCUGAAGGUCCCCGUACGCCUGUUUGACGCACUUUUGCACAUGAGAGCGUGUGCAGAGCAACCAAGAGAUUUAAACGUAUUUUUGUACAGCUAACCAGGAAGUGCAGGAAUUGUUAAGUUAGAGAGGUUUUAUGCUACUACAUAGAAUAAUAUAUAUGCUACUAUAUAUUUGAAAUGUCCGUCCCUGUGCCUAAACCUGACAAUGAAGUCUGAGCAUAUCGUCACUUGCCUGUCAAACUAACUGUAGAAUAAAUUGUGAUUUUUAUAUUGUUUAA